Messenger RNA from Aureobasidium subglaciale EXF-2481, 2178 nucleotides. RefSeq lists its product as uncharacterized. The transcript has 2 exons. Gene Ontology annotation, cellular component: trans-Golgi network. Lineage: Eukaryota; Fungi; Ascomycota; Dothideomycetes; Dothideales; Saccotheciaceae. Gene Ontology annotation, biological process: Golgi to plasma membrane protein transport. The coding region runs from base 266 to 1804 and encodes 512 amino acids. The record is from RefSeq and is a predicted model, not a curated record.
CUCAUUACGAGCACAAUCGCACGUCUGUUUGAUACGAACUGCAAUUUGGUGCCUACUGUUCUUGGUCGUGUACCUGCCGCUUUGAAUAGAUUUGGCAGGUUUACUUUUCACGAAAGCUCACCGUGCCAGGCGCGACGGCAUCGAAUGACCAACACCACCGGCACAUGACGCGCUUCGAAGUGGUCGACAACAAGACCUUCGGCGCCGCCUCUACCUCUCGCGUCUCAUACAUUCGAGCAAAGUAGCAUCUAUCAUACUCUCCAGCAUGGCAGAGCCCACAUCACUGCCCUUCAGAGCUGCUCACUCGCUGGGCUUCAUGGUAUUGGGCGCUUCUCUCUUCGACGUCCUGAACAAGCUCAGAAGUGACGCCCGUACGUUUCCCAAGAUCGACUUUACCUUCUCGUCCGAGACGCCCCUCAAGACGACCAUCAUUGUCAGCCUGCCCAAGAAUGGCUUUAGACUCCGCUUCGACGCUCCGGACCAGCGCUUGCGUCUGAUAGAGAUCAUCGACUUCACCCGCAUGAUCUUCACCUUCAAGAGUGGCGAGCUCGUACCUGCCCAGGUCUUGUCCAACGGCCAAAGCUAUCUGACUUAUAAGAAGGUCUACCAGCUUUUUGGUCCUACAUAUCCUGGCGAGUUCAUCCGCCUAAAAGAUGGCUCCAACAUGGGCCUCUACGUUCUCUCGUGGCCCGGCUUGUCUGUUACAUUCCCUGUCCCAGUCGACGCUUUCAAUCCUCAAAAGGACUAUGCAGCCAUGCUGACCGCUUCUGCGUCUCCAGCUACUGCAAUGGCCAUCUAUGAGGGCAGGUUCUGGCCUGAAGUUCGCAAGGAUCUCUUCACAUACAACUCGACAAACCCACGGGCUUCUUCGCUCAUCGGUCGACCCAAGGAGGGUCCUACAGAUGAGGUUGAACAUGUCAAUGUGUACGGUGCAGGAAAGGUUGAGCUGUUACGUCGUUCCGGCUCGAAAACCCUCAUCACACUAAGCGAAACAACGCCGCAGGAUCUAAUCACCGAAUUGGGUCCACCGGACGCUAUGAUGCCACGCUCACGUCUCGACGACGACCCGCCUCCUCAGAAAAUGCCCCGGAACUAUGCUCGAUCUUAUGGUUCAACCCCAUCCAGUUACUCUUCCACUAACACCGACACCUACGAGACUGAUUUUGACGAAGAUGAAGAGACAAAUGGUGCAGAACCCAGCCAGGCCAACGAGCAGCAAUAUUACUGCUACUUCGAACACGGCUUCGACAUGUUGCUGGGGCCGCCGACCGACGUUUCUCCCCUACCCAAAGGCACCGAAGACCCCAGUGAGACUCGUCAUCCGACCUUGACAUCGAUCGAUGGACAUCUUACUGUUACGCAAAUCAUACUUCAUGGCAACAUCCCAGGCUCGUACCCAUUCAACCGUCAUCGCAGGAGCAGAUGGUCUUUAAACCACAUACCUUCUGGCGAGACACCAAUUUCCUCGGAGUCUUUGUUUCCGUCGUUUCACCAAGCACUCGUCAAGAGUUUCUCGCACAUCUGGCCAGCAAAGGAUAUGUUGGAAGGUAUGGUCAUCGUACGUAGCUGGGGCGGCGAUACAGACAGCUCCACGGGUUCCACCAUUCUCAUCAAUGGCGACGUUGGUCAUAUGGAUCUAGAUGAGGAGUUGGAGCUACUGAAUGGCAACGACGACUGGGAGCAUGAGAAGAGGGAUGAUGGUGGGGAUGAGCAGUGGCUGCGGAACACUAAGCUGUACAAGUUCCCUGGUCUGAUGUUUGAGGUUAUGCAUAACGGUGCGGUCAGUGCCUUGACGAUUUGCUAGGUUCAGUCAAGGUGGCGUUUUUACAGAGAUACCCAAUAAUGAGCAUUUACGCAAACAGUUAUCACGAAAGUUGUGACUCCGAUGGUCCCCAUGCUAUAAGGACAUGUCUUUUGGGCAUGAAGUCGAUGUAUCAGGUGCAGGACACGUGACAGUGGAAGCAAAAAAGGAAUGUCGUGCUACCGAGGAUUGGAAGGGAAGAAGGGAAUUUUGUACUUACAAUUCUUUCGAACCAAAUCCUACCUGUUCCAUAGGCCGCCUAGGACCAGGGUGCUAUCAUCCCACCUUCAGUACCGAGAGGAAUGCUUUGUGUUGGCAAGGCAUGUCAGCAGGGACACUUCAAGUGAUCCGAUAGACUUUUCAUACCAACCCACAUC